Messenger RNA from Ramularia collo-cygni, 411 nucleotides. RefSeq lists its product as uncharacterized. Gene Ontology annotation, molecular function: 7S RNA binding; endoplasmic reticulum signal sequence receptor activity. The record is from RefSeq and is a predicted model, not a curated record. The transcript is spliced from 3 exons. Lineage: Eukaryota; Fungi; Ascomycota; Dothideomycetes; Mycosphaerellales; Mycosphaerellaceae. Gene Ontology annotation, biological process: SRP-dependent cotranslational protein targeting to membrane. The coding region runs from base 1 to 411 and encodes 136 amino acids. Gene Ontology annotation, cellular component: signal recognition particle, endoplasmic reticulum targeting.
AUGGCGGGGCAUUUGAGCAGCGAUGAGUUCUUCGCUCAACUCACCACGCUCCUCGCCUCAGCCCAACAAAAAGGUCACGGCUCCAUCUACCUCGUCCAGAAGCGGCUGACAUACAACACCCCUGCCCCGCUUCCCACCUCCGAAAAUCCACUCGCAGACCUCAAUCCCGCCUCUCCACUCCCAAUCCUCAUCCGAGCCACAGACGGGAAAUCCCAAUCCCAAGACCGGAAGGAAAAGAAGAAGAAGGUCAAGAUUAGCACCGUGGUGCAGCCGGAGGAACUAGACGGUUUCUAUCAGAAGUACGCCGAGGUGUGCAAGGCAGGAAUGCAGAGUUUGAAGAAGAGGGAUCGGAGCAAGCGGAAGAAGGGCAAGAAGAAGGCAGCAGGAGGAGGGGAGGGGGAGAAGAAGUGA